Messenger RNA from Aspergillus aculeatus ATCC 16872, 1053 nucleotides. RefSeq lists its product as uncharacterized. Gene Ontology annotation, molecular function: acyltransferase activity, transferring groups other than amino-acyl groups. The record is from RefSeq and is a predicted model, not a curated record. NCBI's taxonomy places the organism in Eukaryota, Fungi, Ascomycota, Eurotiomycetes, Eurotiales, Aspergillaceae. Bases 247 to 891 code for a protein of 214 amino acids. The transcript is spliced from 2 exons.
ACUGUAGGAUGAUAGUCAGGAAUAAAAGGCAAGAAUGGUGGAGAAAACUAGCUUAUCGCUUAUCGCGUAUCGCUUAUCGCCGGCAGCGCGGCUCGGAGUCCGGCAUAGACGGUUGAUUCCGAUGCCGAUGUAGACAUCGUGAAUAUGCAAUCAUUAGAAAUGAUAUGUUUGCCGAAAGUAAGUUAGGCUGUGAAUCACGCCAUCUUGCUCUUGGCACUGAAGGAGCGACUGACUCGGAUUGGUCCGAUGCCUCCCUGCACCCUCGAACCCAUAAACUUAGCGGAACCCACGCAACACACGGAACUCCAUCGCCAACGCACCCUCUGCGGCUGGGACCACCACCCCACCACCCUCGCGCAAUGGCAAGCCAAACAAACCGAAGGCCUGAAGAACUUCUUCUGGAUUGUCAUCCCCAGCCCGGAGUCCCACCCCAACACUGAAGAGAACACCAUCCGCGCGGGCCACAUCUCCCUAGAUGCCUACAGCAACCCCCCCGACCCGGACCUCGCGCGAUCCGACAAAUCCAUCCUCGCCCUGCAGACCUUCUUCCUCCUCCCAGAGUACCGGUCCGCAGGGGUAGGGCGCCACGCCAUGAAGCUAAUCGAAGAGCAGGCCGCCCGCGAGCCAGCCUGCCAGUUCAUCGCGCUGACGGCGCUGAGCAAGAAGUACCUGUAUCAGGAGGGGCGCGAGUGGCGCGGGAUCUGGGAGCGGAUGGGCCAGCCCGUGCCCCCGUUCAGUAUCCAGGAGUGGUAUGAGAAGGCCGGGUAUGUCGGGUGGAAGGAGGAGCCGCGGUACGAGGAGCGGAGUUUGGACGGGGAGGUGAUUUGGUUGUGGGAGGUGUUUAUGCGGAAGGAGGUGAGGCGGGAGGCUCUGUCGAGUGGAAAGGUGUAAUAGGAGUGGUUUGAGGAAUCCAACCAAGGUUGGGGCUUUUAUUCCAGGAGGUUGUUUGACGUUGUGGAGAUGCCUUGGGGCGUGAGUGACAGUUAGACACCACGGAUGUUUUAUGCGCCCAGGGCUUGGGGAUUCGUAUCCACGUACGCUUUCCGGCGUCGG